Physeter macrocephalus (sperm whale) is the source of this 2709-nucleotide messenger RNA. It is a transcript of the gene TDRD15, whose product is annotated as tudor domain containing 15. The record is from RefSeq and is a predicted model, not a curated record. NCBI's taxonomy places the organism in Eukaryota, Metazoa, Chordata, Mammalia, Artiodactyla, Physeteridae.
AUGCCAGCCCUUUGCAGUAUAGCAGCUAAACAGAAGCUGUCUGUCCAGAAGCUAAUAGGUACUUAUUAUUUGCUUUCAUCUCUGUUACCAACAUUUUUAGAUGUGGAUCUGACAAUAUCACAUAUAAAAUGUUUUCCCAAGGACGUUCUGGUGAAAUUUCAAGGCAGAAAUAAUAGUGAAUGUGAGCUUGACUACCACAUAUUGCAGAGGGAAAUAGAGCAUAUUCCAAAAGUAAAAAAUAAUGUGGACAUUGAUGAAUUUUGUUUGGUAGAAAAAAGAAUAUCAGGAGAAUGGCAGAGAAGAGUUGUGGAAAAGAUAAAUGAUCUGUAUACUGUGCUCCUCAUAGAUCGCGGAGAAGAACUGAGAGUUGACAAUACGCAGGUUGCUUCAGCCUGUGGCAACUUAUUUGAUCUACCACCACGGGUAAUGUUUGGCAUUUUUGCCAACAUAUUACCAACUGGGGAAAAAUGGUCUCCUAAGGCUUUGAAUUACUUCAAGUCAUUGGUAGGACUACAAGUGAAAGGUUGUGUACAAGCUAUUUUGCCUCUUCAGAUGAUUCUUCUUGAAGUGCCAAAAAUUAUAUCCCAGGUUCUUGAAUUACAGUUAGGGAGACUUAUUGAUGGAGAUUCAUUUUGUCGUAUUGUGGAAAUGGUAAAAGAAUCCCCCAAACAAAUGCCAGAUUCAUUACAACAUAAAAGACCUGAAUUAUCAUUAAGUAAUAAUGAUACUUUACUUGAUAUUCAACAUGUUCUGGAUAAUUUGCAACCAUUUUUGUCAGUGGGCAGUAUUGAAAGUGUAAAAGUAUCAUCUGCCGUGACCCCAAGUACAUUUUAUUGCCAACUAAUUAAAUGGAUUCCAGAGUUAGAAAACUUGACAGUGUGUUUGACUUUGCAUUAUGAUAUUAUCAGUCAAGAAGGUAGUCCCACAUGUGAUAAUUUUGGAGUACUUUGUGUUCCCAAAAGGAGAAAUGGACAGUGGCAUAGAGGAAUUCUUCAGCAGCUUUUGCCCAAUAAUCAAGUGAAAAUUUGGCUUAUGGAUCAUGGCAGUAGUGAGGCUAUACCCUCAAUUCACGUAAAGAAACUUAAACAGGAUUUUAUUUUAGUACCAUUAUUUUCAUUUCCAUGUUCUCUGACAUAUUUACACAGUCGAGAUGCAAGAAAAUUUCAACUAAGUGUAUUUAAACAAGGCUUGUUAGGACAAAUAGUAUAUGCACACCUUGAUUGGUUCAGUAAGGAUGAGCAUUUGUAUUAUGUAACAUUACAAACUCAAGAGUCUACAAUUACUUCUAAGUGUCUGCUAAAGACCGUAGGCACACAAGUACUUCGUCCAGUGUCUGAUUCAAAAAUCUCUAAUAUGUUGAGGCAGACUAGUGCCUCAGAUGUAAACGGCUUUGCAAUUGAGAGUUUUAUUGCAAAUACUGAAUGGUCGAUAGAUUCUCUAAAUAAAAAAGACACUUUGAAAGUAGAUUUUCCUAUUAAAACUGUAGAAAUGGAGAUAGAAGCUGUCUACGUAGCUUUUGUAGCAUAUGUAUUAAACCCAUCAAAUUUCUAGGUACGUACUAAUGAACAUCAGAAUGAAUUUCAAGUUAUAAUGAAAAAUAUAAACAAAUUUUAUGAUUUGUGUGAAAAUGAUGAAAUGAUUCUAAGAAAUCCAGGACCUGGAUUAUUUUGUUGUGCUAGAUACAGCAAGGACACUUUUUUUAGAGCUGUCAUUACUGAAAUUAAUGGUUAUAAAAUUAAUGUUUAUUUCUUGGAUUACGGAAAUACUGAUUCCAUACCAUUUUUUGAUGUAAAAAUUUUGCUUCCAGAGUUUUGUGAGUUGCCUGUCUUAGCCAUGUGCUCUUCACUUGCAUAUAUAUUUCCUGUUGAAGAUUUAUGGGUGAAGGCAGCAGUUGAUUACUUUAAAAAAUUAAAUAUACUGUAAAUUGUCUUGAACAAAGCAAUUUUGCUUCAAGUUAUAGCAAAAAAAGAUGAGAAAUAUACUGUAAAUAUUCAGAAUAUUGAAGCCUCAGAAAAUAUUGAUGUUGUCUCUCUUAUGUUACAAGCUGGAUAUGCAGAAUAUUGGGAAGUAGAACCAGAAUGUUGUCCAAAAUCUGUAAGUGAAUAUUCAGUGUUAAAUUUAAAAUCUAAAAAAGUAGAUAUUAAGAAAGUCAUAUCUGCCCUUCUUGAAGGACCUAAACCUAAAAAGUACCAUUCAGAUAAGCUAAAAGGAAGUAACUUUUCUUUGUUAAAGUCCCCAGCUGUUAACUUCCUAGAUUUAAAAAACUCUUUCACCUUAUCUGUGAGACCUGAGUCAUGGCCUUAUAAAGAAUAUGUGUUUAAACCAGGAACAGUCCUUGAAGUUAAGUGUUCUUAUUAGUGUGGCCCAGGUGACUUCUCAUGCCAGCUGCAAUGUAAGUUAGAAGACUUAAAAUUACUAAUGGAACAACUUCAGGAUUAUUAUAGUGUUCAUUCUGAUCCUUAUCAGAUUGGGCAGAUUGCUCCACAGCAUGUGGGAUCUUCCCAGACUAGGGCUUGAACCUGUGUCCCCUGCAUUAGCAGGCGGAUUCUUAACCACUGCACCACCAGGGAAGUACACUUAGAUUAUAUUAAAACUCUUUUUAUAGUAUUAAUCAUUUCCAUAACAGACUUGUUUCUAAGCAUUCUUCAGCUGCAACCUGUAAAUUUUGAAGUGUUUUCAUUUUUGAAGUUAUUUUCUAAUAUCUUUUAA